This is a messenger RNA of Podospora pseudopauciseta, 537 nucleotides long. Its product is annotated as plasma membrane proteolipid Pmp3. Bases 1 to 537 code for a protein of 178 amino acids. The record is from RefSeq and is a predicted model, not a curated record. Lineage: Eukaryota; Fungi; Ascomycota; Sordariomycetes; Sordariales; Podosporaceae. The transcript has a single exon. Gene Ontology annotation, cellular component: membrane.
AUGGAGAAAUCACCGGCAUACAACUACAACUACAACAACAACAACAACAACAACAACGGGGGCAUGGGAAUGGACACGGGCAUCACUGGCGGCACCUCCUCCUCCUCUGCCAACCCUAUGCAACAACCUGCGUACACCGACAACACCAAACCCCACACCAACGACUACUACGCCGCCCCUCCUACCUCGUCUUCCGCAGGCGUAGGCGCAGGAGCAACACCAACAACCCACCCCGUGGGUAUGGACCACACAAACCGUGACUCGAUGGCAUCCACCGCCGUACCCCCAGCUACCACCAGGACGAGUUCAUCAAGUUUCACAGGAAGUGACGUCAUCCUCCUCAUCAUGGCCAUCUUCCUCCCCCCGGUGGCGGUCUUCUUGAAGAGGGGAUGUGAUGCGCAUUUUUUUAUCAACAUCCUGCUCACGAUCUUGGCGUGGUUGCCGGGCAUGAUUCAUGCUUUUUAUGUUGUGGUGAGGUACCCUGGUGAUUUGGGGGAUCGGAGGGCGAGGAAGGGGGAGGGGAAGAGGGGUAUUUGA